AAGAGGAAAGGGGAGUAGGAGGAAAUCACAACCUAAAGCAACCCACCUCUUUCUCUCCCGAUAGACCUGAGUGCCUGAUCCCAGAUUCCGCCCCCUGCCUCCCCUCUCCCCCCAACACGGGGAGCAUCUGCGCUCUGCCAGGAAAGCCUGACACAGGGGCUGAUUGUUCAGCAGAGCAAGGAGAGUGGGGGAAAGGGGGACAGUGCAGGGACUCCAACAUUUACCCAAUUCUCUCUGCCCAAAGGGAUAUUACAGUUGCCAGUGCCCCAGAGGAAUGGGGGAGUGAGUUGCACAAGGUAGCGAGAGACCUCUCCUCGACGUCAUGCAGUCCUUUCGAGAGCAAAGCAGUUAUGGCAGCCAGCAGACUUAUCCUCCGGAAGCUCAUGGCCCCUCCAGGCUGGAAGAGUUUAGCCCAAGACAGCAGGCUCAGAUAUUCCAGGGAAACUAUGGAGGACGUCGAGGAGGGUCGAGCACUCCUGCCACAAUUCCAGCUGGAGAAACUUCAAGUAUUCAGAGCUACCAGUCUUACAGAAAAGAAUCUGGGGAUUUUUAUUAUUUGGGUAACAAAGAAGGAGGUACACCUGCAAGCCAGACACCACAGCGGAGGCCAUCAGGGCCAGUGCAAAGCUAUGGACCUCCUCAAGCAAACAGCAGCAGUGGUACAAACUUUGGCACACCCUAUGGAAGGGAGGGGCAUCACAGCCAAUUUGCGAACCAGCAUUCAGCAGCAGGCAAUCUCUCCCAGUACUCGCAGGACUUUCCAAGUUCGUUUUCUCCUGGUGGUAGUCAGUACCCUUCUCAUGUCACUAGCCAGCAGUUGAGGCAGCAGCUUUAUCAAUCACACCAAUCCCUGUCCCAGUCUGGGAACCCACCAACAUCUGCAGGUGCCUCACAUCUACAGCAGAUACAGCGAUCUACUGCACUCAACUCCCCUGCUGGAUACCAGUUAAGAAUGGGGCAGUAUGGUCAACACUACCAGCCUUCUCCUGGCUCUUCUUCUAGUUCUUUUCCUUCUUCUCAGAGGUUUGGACAGACUGGUCCAAACUAUGAGGGUUACAGUCCAGGAGGGGCUAGCUCUACAUAUGAGAGCCAUAUGCCAGGGUCAUCAUAUGGAACACAGCAAGGGUUUAGCAGUUAUGCCAGUCAGCACAUGAAAAGCUUUGAGACAUCUAAAUUGCCACAGAAUGUAGGGCAGGGACAGUCACAACAACAGCAACAGACUUCUCAUGUCAUGCAGUACUCCAAUUCUUCUAAACUACCCCUACAAAGCCAAACAGGACAAUACAGUCAGUCUGAAGUCCCAGUACGCUCUCCUAUGCAGUUCCAACAAAAUUUCAGUCCAAUCUCAAAUCCUUCCCCUGCAGCCUCAGUUGUACAGUCCCCAAGCUGUAGCUCCACUCCCUCACCUUUGAUGACAAGUGGAGAAAACCUCACAUGUGGGCAGGGUAAUGUGCCUCUGUCAUCCAGAAACCGUAUUUUGCAGAUGAUGCCACAGCUAAGCCCUACACCUCACGGGGGAGGCUUUAAAGGGUUUGGUGUUGAAGGUCCUCCUGACAAACGACUGACUGACCCAGGUCUAAGCAGCCUUAGUGCUCUAAGCAGUCAGGUUGCAAACCUGCCCAACACAGUUCAGCAUAUGCUGCUUUCGGAUGCUCUGGCACCUAACAAGAAAAGUGGGAAGCGAACAUCUAGAAAGGCUGAUAGCUGUGCCAACUCAGAAACCUCUUCCCAAGCUGAAGAACAGCUGAAAUCUCCAAUGGCAGAGUCACUAGAUGGCAGCUGUUCCAGCAGUUCAGGGGAUCCUGGUGAAAGGGUAAGGCAACUUAGCGGGCAAAGCACAAGCUCUGAAGCUGGUUACAAGGGAACUUCUUCUGAAAAGCCAGCUUCUCCUACACAGGGUUGGUCAACUGAGCUUUCUGAAAAAACACAAGCGGAAGAAGUGGAAACUGUUCCAGAAGCCACAGAGACUUUUCAGGAAGUGUCCAAGGUCAGUGAGAAAUCUGUGGGUGUCAUAGUAGCAAUGGAGACUGUAGCCACCAGGUCAGAGAAAGUCACAGAAGAAUCUUCAACACUAGAUAAUGAUGAAGUUGAAACGUCAUCACAGCCAGAGGUGCCUGAAACAGUUAAAGAUGAUGAUAAUGUCAAGGAAUGCCCCCCUGACCAGAAUGGAGAACCUAGUGAUGCCGAUUCUCAGCCUGUUCCUAUUACAAGUAGUACUUCUAGAACAGAGGCUAAAUCUCCUGUGGGCUCUGGGUUUAGUUUUAAAGAAGGAGCAACAAGCUCUAGAAAUGCCAGCAACUUGCCUCAGCAUCUUAAAACUCCUGAUUCAGCAGGGUGUGGAGGACAGGGUGAUAAGAAAUCAGGAACAGGAAGAAAUGAUAAGUAUCCUAGCCUCCUUCAGGAAGUCCUGCAAGGACAUCAUCAGCAGGAACGAAGGUAUGCUAGAAACACCCAAGACCCUCCACCAGUUACUGGAAGUUCUGAAGCAAGUUUGAGACCAAAUAUACUCAUGAGCCAGGCAAGUGAGUUACCUAACCGUAACAUCCUUGGCAAGACACUUGCUCCACAUUUAGAAACGCCUAACUGGGGCCCAUGGGAUAGAAAGUCAGCUCCUGAUGUUAAACCAUUGAAUGUAACAGAUUAUUCUGCAAGAAAAUUUGAGGUGGACCCUCCAGCCUCCUCUCAGGAAUCUAGUGGCAUCCCUUCAGAAAGACGGUCUGUAAUAUGUGAUAUCUCUCCACUGAGGCAGCUUGUUCGAGAUCCUACUGCUUCUCAUCAUGUUGGACAAGAAAGAUCAGCUGAUGGAAGAUCUGGACAGUCUGUAAUCUUACCUAGUGGAAUGAUAUCUUUAGAUGCAAAGUCAAGUAACCAGGGAGGAACGCCUAAAGAACAAGACACUGAAGCAACAAAGAUGCAUAGAAAAAGAACUACAGAUCACUGCAUACCAUACAGCACCAAAGAAUCUGCUAGGGGCAAUGGCAGCCCAAGAUCCAUGACCUUUGACCCAACCCAGGAUUAUAGUCCACAUAAUAGUAGAGGACCUCAUCCCAGAAGGGGAACUGCCAGAGUGGGGGCCCGUGGUAGAUCACCUGUACAGGAUCUUGGUGACAAAAUGAAGAUGUCUCCAGGGAGAAGCAGAGGACCAGCAGAAACUCAUCAUAUGAAUCCAACAAUGAGCCUCUCAGAAAGAGCAAGCAGAGAAGCUUUUUACUCUGCUUUUUUUCAAAAUGCUGAUAAUGCUGCUUUGAGUUAUCAUUCAAACUCUAGAGCAAGCUCCUAUGGAGAGCCUCACCCAACGUUUACAUCUCCUCUUCAUUAUAAGAGACCAGUGUACCAGCAGGAGGAAUUUAAAGAAUGGCUGGGAAGCUCUAUACUUUCUGCAUCACAGCAUCGUCAAGAAAUGCAGCGUAAAAGCCCAAGGCAGGAGCAGUUUCAUGUCCGUAGUCCAGGAAGGGUUGAGAAUGAGGUAAUGGUUUACAACCAGCCAGGUGCAUAUCAUGAUUCUAGCAGUCUAGAAUAUGGACGCCAGCUGCGUGUUGGUGAGGGAGGACCCACCAAUUUGACAGCAUUGGAGCUUAAAAGAAAUGCUCAAAAAACACCUCCAGUGGACUCUACUAACUGGAAUUUGGGCCGUCAGACUUCUCCUGUCAAAAAACUUGGGUCCCCUGUAGGGACAAACCAAAAACCCUUUAGUUCUGGUAGGGAAACAGAUACUCUUGUCCAUAGAUCAGGAGAAGGAACUGAGAUCUCCAAGCCCGGGUGCAAUGCCCAUAGACCUCAAGGCACAGAAGAACAAUCACACCAUAACCCUCUAAUCAUGAGAAGAAGAGUACGUUCUUUUAUCUCUCCAAUUCCCAGCAAAAGGCAGCCUGGUGAUGACAAAGGGCGCCUGCCUGUUUCUAAUGUAAAGGAAACUUCAGACAGGACAUCUGUGUCACAGGUAUUAACUUCUAGGAGCAAAGAAAGUGGCUUUUCCCCUGUGGCAGAUGAACCCCACAAAGGUGGCCCAGAACAGACAAGCCCAUCAGCUGUAUCCCUUUCUAGUCCAGCCAAGACAAAAAUCCUUCCUCCCCGCAAAGGGAGGGGUCUAAAACUGGAGGCAAUUGUACAGAAAAUCACUUCACCUAAUGUUCGUCGUAUUUCAGCCCCAAGUAGCUCAGAAAGCGCAGCUGAAGCUGUAACACUAGAUGAUAUUCUCUCUCUAAAAAUCAAGGGCCCAGAGAGUGGAAAAGGUUCCAUGCAAGAAGCAGAAUUGCCUGGGGUUGUUGGACCAGAUAUCUCCUGUAGUGAAGAGACAACUGCAAAAAGCCUGCCUCCCAAGUCACUUGAUGUAUGGGCACAUGAUGAAAAGAAAAUCAAAACUGAAAUGGAGGAGCAGUCUAUGGAAACUAAAGACUUUUCAAUGUCUGGGCUUCCAGCACAAGCGUCUAACCAUUAUAUGGAUGGAAAAGGUACAUCUACGGCCUUGGAACCAAAAUGUGUUUUACCCCAGGUGCAGCAGCAUGAAAAUGUAGAAAAGGAGAAACUUGCAGGAACACCUUGUAAUGUUACUCCAAAACAAGAAGUCAUACCUCAGAAGGGAUAUUUCCCCUCUGGAAAGAAGAAAGGACGUCCUGUUGGUAGUGUCAACAAACAAAAGAAACAGCAGCAACAGCCAUUGAUGCAAGAGCAAGGGCAUCAGCAGCCACCACCACCUGUUUCACCAGCCUCAGUCUCUGCUCUCCCACCACAGCAUUUGGAUGAGCAUUUGGAUAUCUCUGAGGCAGAGCCUAAACCUAAAAGGAGGAGGACAGAAAGAAGAAAGCCUACUGGAGCACCAAGAAGAAGAAGGGGAAAACAAGCUGCUCCUAUAGUUGCCCCUAUAGAGCCAGAAAUCAAACUUAAAUAUGCCAGCCAAAAUUUAGACAAGCCUGAGACCAAAACCAAGUCUUUUAUUCCUUAUAUACAUGUGGAAAAUAAAGAGGAGCUGGGAUUGUCUUGUGUCAUCAUCAAUGCUGAAGAGGAGGAACAACAUUGGAAGAAAUUAACAUCAGUUCGCAAAGGUCAGCGAUCUGCUUCUCCACAACCCAGCACAGACAGUAAAGCACUUCCUUCAUCUAGCUUUAUGGUACAAGGGCCAGUUGUCACAGAGUCUGCUACCAUGGGCCACCUUGUCUGUUGCCUUUGUGGUAAGUGGGCUAAUUACAGGAAUUUGGGAGAUUUGUUUGGCCCAUUCUACAACCAAGAAUAUGCAUCUACGCUUUCUAAGAAUCCCCCACCAAAAAAAUCAUCAGAGACUCCUCGAAAAGUUAAAGUUCGUCACAAAGACACCUCUGAUGGUUCUAAGUCUGACUCUGAUGAGGAAGAGGAAGAAGAACCACAGCAAGCACGAGAACAACGUAGUCUAACUGCUCAUCCUCGCUACAAACGUCGGAACCGUUCAGGAGAUUGUACCUCCUCCAGACUUACUGUACCUUCCCACAGGAAGACCACUGACCCUUCUGAACUAACUCCCAUGGACUCUAGUGGGCCAUCCACAGCUGAGGCAGGCCCUGAGCAAGGGGUUCAGAUCCCCCAACUACCUCUCGACAGCAAUGAAUUUUGGAUGCACGAGGGGUGUGUCUUAUGGGCCAAUGGUGUCUACUUUGUCUGUGGCCGAUUAUAUGGUCUUCGGGAGGCUGUUGACAUUGCACGAGAGAUGAAAUGUAGUCACUGCCAGGAGACUGGAGCCACAUUGGGCUGCUACAACAAGGGUUGUGCCUGCUGCUAUCACUUCCCAUGUGCCAUGGACUCAGAAUGUUUACUAAAUGAGGAGAACUUCUCUGUACGCUGCCCCAAGCACAAGACCAAGACAGUAAAGGGUGUUUCAUCAGAGCAGCCUGAGCAGGGCUGAGGGGGGAAAUAUGUCCUAGAGUUGGAAAUAAUAUUCAAGCACAGGUAAAGCUUUUUAGAUAAAGUGGAAUCAUCACACAGGAGUGAAGCGAAGCUCUCUUCUCCCUUCAUUGGGUGGACAUCGCCUUCUCUUGGGAUUCUUCCUACUUGGCUGCAAGCAUUUCCUCCAUGACUCAUGACAUCACCUCAGAAUUGUGACAUCAGGAAGUGACCUCACAGUCAAAAAAGAAAAAAAAAAUUGACAUCCUGAAAUGGAGGGUGGGGGUUGUUUAACAAAAGGCGGGGGGGAAGUAUUCAAGAAGAUAAAUAUAUAAAUAUAUAUAAAUAUAUUUUUAGUCUGGAAAGACUUUGAAAGGAAAGGCGCAAAAUCUUUUUAUGGUUGAGCUGAAAUUUCAUUUUAAUAACCCCAAAUAUGUAAAAAAAGAAAAAAAAAGACUUUUGAAACUGGUUUUAGAAAAACAUAAAUUUGUUCGCUCUUUGACCUUUUUUCCCUAUACUGUGCUGCUGUGUUCUCUGUCUGUAUGCGCUGCACUCGGUAAUACAGCCAUCGCAGUGACCGAAUAUGCCCAGGAGAAACCUAGAGAAGUUAGGGCAGGCUGUGUAGAGUCAGAGGCAUCAGUCUUACAUAGUGAUGAAAUAGUCUGGUCAGAAGCUCAUAAGCAGAUCUGUCUAGUACAGUCAACACACAUGCAUUUUUGUUUAUUCCCCCCCCCCCCCUUCGUUUAUCAGCUGUACCUUUUUUUUUUUUUUUUCUACGUUGGAAAAUGCUCAUCAGUUUUCUUUAAAAAAUGAAAGCUUAUUGUAAAAAAUAUGGUCAAGAGAACAUUUUCUUUGUUUUUAAAGCAAAAUAAACCUCUUAUGGACAGUAUAUAUAUAUAUAU
Molecule: messenger RNA, 6752 nt
Organism: Xenopus tropicalis (tropical clawed frog)
Lineage: Eukaryota; Metazoa; Chordata; Amphibia; Anura; Pipidae
Gene: tcf20
Product: transcription factor 20 (AR1)
Exons: 6
Coding region: 323-5872 (1849 amino acids)
Cellular component (GO): nucleus
Source: RefSeq, a predicted model, not a curated record